CAUGUGUAUAGGUGUUCAGACGCUGACACACAAGAGCGCUCUCUCUCUCUCUCUCUCUCUCUCUCUCUUCUCUUUGUGCAUCUACCCAAUGAUGCAGUGAGGCUUACUUGGCUAGGCAUCCAUCGAACUAUCUGCCCAUUUACCAUUUCUUCUGUUUUCUGUUGCUUUCCGCACCAUCCCAUGUUCAGUCUGCAGUUGGACACUUCUCAAUGAUCUUUUUCUCCUCUCAUCUUCUUCCACAAAGCAAGCUCCUCCCUUUUUUAAUCGUACCGCUUCUGGAUUCUUGGUGGGUAAUGAAUGCUUCUUUACCUUUUGGUUAGAGUGUGCGAAGCCAUAUAAUGUUUCCCCAAUCUUGCGGCUCUUCCCAUUGUUACCUUCGGAGGCGUUGCCCUGUGCGCACUCUGUGAUUUUGCGCAUCAGACGAACCAUUGGUCCUUCUCUAGCUUCAUUUCGUCCUUUUCUCUUCUGGGUCGGUCACUACAAAUCUCUUCCUGUCUACCUUACUAGGCCCUUGCAUUUAUUCACUCAUUUUCACGUUAAUCAAGCCAGUGCAUUUGAGUUUCUCCUCGAAAUUUCAUUGAUUGAUCCCCUUUUUUUGAGUGAUGCUCACAGUCGCUGAAGCAACCAAGAAUGGCGAAUCUCGUUCCUGGUGUCCUCCUCAAGCUUCUACAGCACAUGAACACGGACGUGAAAGUUGGGGGCGAGCACAGAUCAUCUCUGCUGCAGGUGGUGAGCAUAGUCCCUGCACUUGCCGGCGGUGAGUUGUUCCCAAACCAAGGCUUUUACCUCAAGGUCUCUGAUUCAUCUCACGCCACCUAUGUGUCCCUCCCCGAUGAGCACGAUGACCUCAUUCUUAGUGAUAAGAUCCAAUUGGGUCAGUUCAUUCAUGUGGAUAGGCUCGAACCUGCCUCACCUGUCCCCAUUGUGAAAGGGGUUCGGCCAGUUCCGGGUCGGCACCCUUGUGUGGGCACCCCUGAGGAUAUUGUGGCAACUCAUUCUCUCGGGUUUCUUAAUGGUAAUAGCUCUUCGAGUUCGAAAAGCGAGGGGAGAGGGAGAAGUUCUGCUGAUUCCAAAGUUCUGGUUGCUAGUAAAAAUGUAACCAGUGAGAAGGGCAAAAUGUCGCCGGUUAGGUUGAGUGUAGGGUCUAGAGAUGAGCAAUCGGAUAAAAAAUCGUUGGCAUUCAGUAGAUCAAAGGCUCAGUUAACGAAACCAGGGUUGAGAGUUGAGGUGAAGAGGGAAUCUUUGACGAGGAUGAAGUCAUUGAAUUCGCGGUCGAUUCCUUCCUCUCCGUCAAGCUGUUACUCAUUGCCUACUACUUUUGAGAAAUUUGCAAAUGGGGUGAAGCAGCAGACUGAGAUAAAGGGGAUGAAGAAGGUGGCUCCGAAGUUGGGGUCAGCGGAGAAGGCCAGUUCAGUUCGGAGUGUGAGUCCGGUUAGGAAGAAGUUGCCUCGUGGAAGCCCAAUCAAGGAUUUGCUCCAAGGGAUUGAACACGGGGCCAAGGCAUUAAGGAAGAGCUGGGAAGGCAACAUUGAGCUGAAGAACAUAGACAAGUCGAAACUCACUGCCUCCAAGCAUGAUUAUAAGCCUGUCUCUCGGAGUGCCUCUGCUCCACGGAAAAGCACUUCAAGUGAGAGAUUACCAUCAAAAGAGGAAAAUAUAGUGGUGCCUGGAAAGUCAUCUAAAGAGGUGAACACCGUUCACAUGUCAGCGAAAAAUGUUGCUGGAAGUGGAAAUGGAUUGACGGAUGAUUACGGAAAAUCUCUUAAGCAAAGACCAAUAGUGAGGAAAUCAUUGACAGAAUCUAAUAACGGAUUACCAGGGAACUUUGUCAGGUUUUCUUUGAAUAGCAGGAGACUGACAGAUGGAAAUGUUGCAUGGGGUUCACUUCCAUCUUCUCUUGCGAAGCUUGGGAAGGAGGUAAUGAAGCAUAGGGAUGGUGCACAAAUAGCAGCAAUAGAGGCUAUGCAGGAGGCUUCUGCUGCUGAGAGCUUACUUCGAUGCUUAAGCCUAUACACAGAGCUGACAACAAGUGCAAAAGAAGAUAAUCCGCAACCUACGGUGGAGCAGUUCUUGACCCUCCAUGCAAACCUAAACAAUGCUCGCACCAUUGCUGAUUCUCUUGCCAAGACCGUCAUGAUGGGAUCAUCAUCCCCCAGUAGUGGAGAGACUUCACCAGAAGAGGCCCUGAAGAUGACAGCGGAGAAGCGAAAGCUUGCAGCUUCAUGGGUACAAGCAGCUUUAGCUACAGAUCUUUCAUCCUUCAGUGUAUAUACUAAAGAACCUAUCUCAAGCUUAGGUUCGAAUCCAUCUCAAACCCAGAAGGUUGUAUCUGGAAACCAACAACCUGUCCUACUCCUGGGGAGCUCGGGAAAGAAUGAUGCCGCCAAAGCACCGGGCAAAACCCGUGCAAAGCCAGCAGGACCCGCAACUCCACGGCGGGUUGGGGACACUGCUUCCAAUGGACCGAAAUUACCAGCUCCGCCUUCAUUAGAAUGGGAAAGAGGGGAAAGCCUCGAUGAGGCAGUUGACAUGGCGGAGGUGCUAAAGGUGGAGUCGAGAGAUUGGUUUCUGGGGUUCGUGGAGAGAUUCUUGGAUGCUGACGUGGGCGCAUCAGUUCUGUCUGAUAAUGGUCAGAUAGCAGGGAUGCUGAGUCAGCUCAAGAGUGUCAAUGACUGGUUGGAUGAGAUCGGAUCGAGUAAAACAGAUGAAGGGGAAGCACAAACUCCAGGUGUUUCUUGUGAGGUCGUCGAUAGGUUGAGAAAGAAGAUCUACGAAUACCUCCUAACGCAUGUCGAAUCAGCUGCCGCUGCUCUUGGAAACGGACCCACCCAAUCUUCCCCUCUCGUCCCUGCAAUGGAGCCAAGGUCGAGACGGUAAUGGGGCCAGAAUAGUAGCGUCAGUAGUGUCCUGUUAUGUGUAUAUACAGUCCAACAUGGGUAUGGAGGUAUAGGUGGAGCAAGCCACUAGCCACGGUCGAUUAUCAAACUGUGAAGUUUCGGGGUCACACUUCUUUUAUGUAUCUAUUUUCAUUCUUCUUCUACCAGGAAGAAGGGCGGGCUUGUUUGAUGCAAUGGAGCAAAAUGAAGGAUUUCUUGUAUACUGAAA
Rhodamnia argentea is the source of this 3105-nucleotide messenger RNA. RefSeq lists its product as uncharacterized. The coding region runs from base 631 to 2877 and encodes 748 amino acids. The transcript is spliced from 5 exons. NCBI's taxonomy places the organism in Eukaryota, Viridiplantae, Streptophyta, Magnoliopsida, Myrtales, Myrtaceae. The record is from RefSeq and is a predicted model, not a curated record.